UGGUGAGCAUGUGCCUGAGUGUGAAGGGGAAGGAGAAGGUACUGGAUGAGGAGGUGGAGGAGGUGGAGGAGAUGGAGGAGGUGGAGGAGGUGGAGGAGGUGGAGGGAGAGGAGGGGGAGGAGGAGGGGGAUGAGGAGAUGGAAGAGGACGAGGAUGAGGGAAUGGCAGAAGGGGAGGAGUGCAGCAAUGGUGGUGGUGACUGGGAAGAUGAAUGAGCAGCAGAAGCAUCACCUGGAGU
Molecule: messenger RNA, 238 nt
Organism: Closterium sp. NIES-67
Lineage: Eukaryota; Viridiplantae; Streptophyta; Zygnematophyceae; Desmidiales; Closteriaceae
Source: the annotation of a GenBank genome assembly